This is a messenger RNA of Drosophila teissieri, 1275 nucleotides long. RefSeq names its product cAMP-dependent protein kinase catalytic subunit 2. The transcript has 4 exons. NCBI's taxonomy places the organism in Eukaryota, Metazoa, Arthropoda, Insecta, Diptera, Drosophilidae. Gene Ontology annotation, molecular function: cAMP-dependent protein kinase activity; ATP binding. Gene Ontology annotation, biological process: peptidyl-serine phosphorylation. The record is from RefSeq and is a predicted model, not a curated record. The coding region runs from base 124 to 1194 and encodes 356 amino acids. Gene Ontology annotation, cellular component: nucleus; cAMP-dependent protein kinase complex.
ACCGUGGAGCGUGAAGUCACUUUCAAACCGAGCUUUUCGUAAUGCUUUAGACAAAAAUUCGAAAUUCUGGUAUAGCUAAUAGACGCACUAACUAAGAACGCAAAGAAGCGAAUUGUUGCCGCAAUGGGACCCCAGCCGGAGCAAGCGCACAUGCACUUCAGUCCCAAGGUGGACUACAUCCUCAUCCUGGACAAGUUGCGCGAGGACUUCAACAAGAAGUUCGCCACGAACACGCCAUCACCGUGUACAGGAUUGGAUGACUACGAGAUUAAGGCGACCCUCGGUUCCGGAUCCUUCGGCAAGGUGCAGUUGGUGCGGGAGCGCGAGUCCGGCAUCUAUUACGCAUCCAAGCAGCUCAGCAAGGAUCAGAUCGUGAAGACCAAGCAGGUGAGCCACGUGAUGAGCGAGAAGAACGUGCUGCGUUCGAUGACGUUCCCGAACACGGUCAACCUGAUAGCCUCCUACAAGGACUUCGACAGCCUCUACCUCGUCCUGCCACUGAUCGGUGGCGGAGAGCUCUUCACCUACCACCGAAAGGUGCGAAAGUUUACGGAGAAACAGGCUCGUUUCUAUGCCGCCCAGGUGUUUUUGGCUCUGGAGUAUCUGCACCAUUGCAGUCUGCUCUAUAGAGACCUCAAGCCGGAGAACAUAAUGAUGGAUAAGAACGGAUACUUGAAAGUAACCGAUUUCGGAUUUGCCAAGAAAGUGGAAACCCGUACGAUGACGUUGUGCGGCACCCCGGAGUACCUGCCUCCGGAGAUUAUCCAAUCGAAGCCGUAUGGCACCAGCGUGGACUGGUGGGCCUUUGGCGUACUGGUCUUUGAGUUCGUCGCCGGACACUCGCCCUUUUCAGCCCACAAUCGCGAUGUGAUGAGCAUGUACAACAAGAUCUGCGAGGCGGACUACAAGAUGCCCAGCUACUUCAGUGGAUCCCUGCGUCAUUUGGUGGACCAUCUGCUGCAGGUGGAUCUCUCCAAGCGUUUUGGCAACCUGAUCAACGGCAACCGGGACAUCAAGGAGCACGAGUGGUUCAAGGACGUGGAGUGGAUACCGCUCCUCAAUCAGACGGUCAACGCGCCCUAUGUGCCCAACAUCAGCAAUCCCGAGGACAUAUCCAACUUCGAUAAGGUCUCGGACAAGCCGCGGCCCAAGGCCAAAACCAUGCGACACGAGGAGGCCUUCGCGGACUUUUAGCCAUGAUAGAUGUGUACUUGUGUUGGAUAGACCCCUUGACUCUGUAAAUUUUCGGCAGCAUUAGCUAAACAUCAUACUCUA